Messenger RNA from Eimeria maxima, 315 nucleotides. RefSeq lists its product as hypothetical. The coding region runs from base 1 to 315 and encodes 104 amino acids. NCBI's taxonomy places the organism in Eukaryota, Apicomplexa, Conoidasida, Eucoccidiorida, Eimeriidae. The transcript has 2 exons. The record is from RefSeq and is a predicted model, not a curated record.
AUGUUCGCCAGGCUAAUUUCACUAGGAUUUCUCGUAGAGGGCGCAGUUCUGUCCGACAGCCUACUGUACUUCGCCGCAUUCGUUUAUGGAAGAAUCGAAUAUAGUGCAGAUGCAAUUAAAUUUCAGGAGCAGCCGCUGUUCAUUCCAAAUUACAAACGGAUUAAGAACGGUGAAGCAGACCUUAAUUAUGUAAGGAACAGAAUCAAGCGAGGUGUAAUCCUGACGAUGCGGAGUGAUGGUACAGCAACGCAAGAGAGGCUACAUAUCCUACCCACUAUUACCAAAAUUCUCUUCUGCUAUGUUGACUAUGCCUGA